Closterium sp. NIES-65 is the source of this 783-nucleotide messenger RNA. The record is from the annotation of a GenBank genome assembly. NCBI's taxonomy places the organism in Eukaryota, Viridiplantae, Streptophyta, Zygnematophyceae, Desmidiales, Closteriaceae.
AUGAAACCGACUAUGACGAGACGGCUUGCGGCGGGUUACCUGAUCGUCGCAAUCCUCGCAAGCCUCGUUCUGCAAGGACUGGCUGCACGAAGGGAUCUGCAAGAAAUCCCGGGAGUGCGAACGUACAAGGUGACGGUGGGGGGAGUGCUGCCAUACCACAUCCGCCCGUGGCACCGCGGUGUGCAGUGGGACUGGACGCCCCCCAAGCUAUACCCUCAAUAUGUUCUGCCCAAAUGGAGAAGCUGUGAUUGCUCCGGCUCAAGACUCCAACCUUCCCUCAACCGCCGCAAUCCCCCAUCCCUACCUCCCCCCCCCCCCCACACCCAUUUCUUCCUCCCCUACAAUGUUCCGUUGGGUGAGCCCUCUCACUCACGACUUGCGCCUCUUUUGAGUCCGAAGGCAACUUUAACACCUGCGAUUUCUCCGGCUCAAAACUCAUCUCCCUUCCCUCCCCCUCCCUCCUCUGCAGUUUUCCGUUGGGUGAGCCCUAUCACUCACGACGUGCGUCUCUUUGAAUCCGAAGCCAAGUAUAAAGCCUGCGAUUUCUCCGGCUCAAAACUCAUCUUCCCUUACUCGCCAGUCGGAUGGAUGCUGUAUUGGAUCAAACCAGACAUGGUCGGAACAUCAAUCUACUUCGGGAGCAGCUUUAUCGGCGAUUGCAAGGCAGGAUUGAAGGUUAAGUUUACUGUCUAUCCGUAUGGUAAAUCCAAGAAGGGUCUAGACAGAAAGAACGCUAACAUGACUAGCAACAGCACCCCUACUGCUGGUGGAGGAGGGGCGUGA